Molecule: messenger RNA, 477 nt
Organism: Saccoglossus kowalevskii
Lineage: Eukaryota; Metazoa; Hemichordata; Enteropneusta; Harrimaniidae
Product: UBX domain-containing protein 4-like
Biological process (GO): ERAD pathway
Cellular component (GO): endoplasmic reticulum
Molecular function (GO): protein binding
Source: RefSeq, a predicted model, not a curated record
AUGAAUGCUGAAGGAAUCAGAAAAGAGCUGGAAAGAAGGAAAGUUGGGCAGAGUAUACAGGAAUUAAGUCGGAAGCAACAAGAAGAGAAGUCUAAAGAAUUGGCGGAGGAAAUUAAGAAACAGAAAGCUGAAGAAAAAGCUGCCAAACAGAAAAUAAGAGAGCAGAUUGCAAGAGAUCGAGAAGAAAGAGCAGCACAGUUUCAGCAACAGAAGGAAGAACGAGUGAAAGCACAAGCUGCUAAAUCUGAAGCAAAGAAGAUUGAAGAACAACAAGUAAAACAGCAAACUGAACGUUCCAAAAUGGAAUCAGCACGUAUUCAGUUCCGUUUACCUGAUGGCUCUUCCAUCAUGAAUACAUUCCCCUCCGACAAACCACUAUCAGAUGCCAAGAAGUUUCUGUAUGAUGUAAGUUCAAAGGUCAUGUCAUAUUCUGACAUCAGUUAUGAAAACCCUGUCAUACAAAGUCAGAUGUCUUAA